UCACCGGACAGGUCUGUGCGAAAGCAAGAACGGAGGUUUGAGUUUUUCCUCCUCGGCUGGGUGGUGGGAGGAGGUGGUGGCGGUGGACGGUGUUUGCUGGAGGAUAACUGUGACUGAAGCCGCCGGGGGGGACCCGGAGCUCGGUGUGCUGCUCCUGCUGUAAGCCCACACAGCAUCGACAUGGAACUGGAGAACAUCGUGGCCAACACUGUGCUGCUCAAAGCACGGGAAGGAGGGGGCGGGAACAGAAAAGGAAAGAGCAAGAAAUGGAAGCAGAUGCUGCAGUUCCCACACAUAAGUUUAUGCGAGGAGCUACGGCAAACCAUAGAGAAGGACUACAGUAGCCUCUGCGAGCGGCAGCCUAUCGGACGGCUGCUCUUCAGGCAGUUCUGCGAGACUCGACCUGAGCUGAAGCGCUGCGUCAAGUUCCUGGAUGCUGUGGCCGACUAUGAGGUGACGCCGGACGAGAAGAGGAAGGAGUGUGGCCAGGAGCUCAUCGAUAAAUACUUCAACCCAAAGUCAGAGGACAACGUGCCUGAGGUGGAGGAGGCCAUGAUGGCUCAGUGCACAGAGAGGCUGCAGCAGGAGGCCUGUAAAGACCUCUUCAAGGACUGUACCAAAUUGAUCCAUGACUACCUGAGCAUGGCGCCCUUCGCAGACUACCUCGACAGCAUGUACUACAACAGGUUCCUCCAGUGGAAAUGGCUGGAGAGGCAACCAGUGACGAAAAAUACAUUCAGACAGUACAGAGUUUUAGGAAAAGGUGGCUUUGGAGAGGUGUGUGCAUGUCAGGUACGGGCCACAGGGAAGAUGUAUGCCUGCAAAAAGCUGGAGAAGAAGAGGAUAAAAAAAAGGAAAGGAGAGUCUAUGGCCCUCAACGAGAAGCAGAUCCUGGAGAAAGUCAACAGCAGAUUUGUAGUGAGUUUAGCGUACGCCUAUGAGACGAAGGACGCUUUGUGCCUCGUGCUGACUCUCAUGAAUGGCGGUGACUUGAAGUUUCACAUCUACCACAUGGGAGAGGCAGGUUUCGAUGAGACGAGAGCCAUCUUCUACACUGCAGAGAUCUGCUGUGGCCUGGAGGACCUGCACCGGGAGAGGAUUGUCUACAGGGACCUAAAGCCAGAAAACAUCCUGCUGGACGACCACGGCCACAUCAGGAUAUCAGACCUGGGUUUAGCUGUUCACGUGCCAGAGGGAGAAACCAUGAAGGGACGGGUGGGAACAGUAGGAUACAUGGCUCCAGAGGUGGUGAAAAACGAGCGGUACACCUUCAGCCCCGACUGGUGGGCGCUGGGCUGCUUGCUGUAUGAGAUGAUCGAGGGUCAGUCGCCUUUCCAGCAGAGGAAGAAGAAGAUCAAGAGGGAAGAAGUGGAGCGGCUGGUGAGGGAUGUGGAGGAGGAAUAUUCCAGCAAGUUCUCAGAGGACGCCAAGUCCCUCUGUAAAAUGCUGCUGGCCAAAGAUCCCACAGAGAGGCUGGGCUGCCUGGGGGGUGGAGCCUCUGAGGUCAAAGCUCAUUCCAUCUUCCGCUCUAUCAACUUUAAACGGCUGGAGGCCGGCAUGCUGCAGGCGCCCUUCAUCCCUGACCCUCAGGCCAUCUACUGUAAAGACGUGCUGGACAUCGAGCAGUUCUCCACGGUAAAAGGGGUGGAGCUGGAGCCGAAGGACGAGUCUUUCUACAGUAAAGUGUCCACGGGCAGCGUUCCCAUUCCCUGGCAAAACGAGAUGAUCGAGACAGAGUGUUUCACAGAGCUGAAUGUCUUCUACCAGGACGGGGCGGUUCCUCCUGACCUGGACUGGAGAGGGCAGCCGUCCCCUACACCCAAACAGGGACUCCUGCAGCGACUGUUUGGCAGACAUGACUGCUGCGGCAACUGUAGUGACAGCGACGAGGAGCCCACCAGGCUGUGACACACAAGCAACACACAUACGAUCUGAUUUGUUUACAACUUUUGCACAUUUGUAUUUUUACAGUAGUACUAUCUAAAUGUCAGAAUGUAAAUUUUCAUCAUAGCCAUAAUGUUUAAUGUUAUUUAAAAGUGUGAAAUAUCUGCUGUUUCAAACCGGGAGAUGGAAAAUGAACUCUUUUGUUUUGCCUUUUCUUUUUAGUUUGUUAUUAUUCAUCCAGGGAAAACUUUGCUUUCAUUUGCAUCGACUCACACACUGAACUGAGAGCUGCUUCUGCCCAUGAAGCAGCUGAAACAAGCGCCUGCUGUAGAAGUGCCUUGCUCGAGGGCACUGUGAAGUGAGGACUAAACAUUCCUCUAUGUCUUUGUCCAGGGAAACUUUCAGCCUGUGAACUGUGACCACUUCUUCUGCCCUCCAUCCUGCUGAGACCAACCUCACUGCUUUUUUAUUCUCUUGUUUGUGAGCUGGGACAUUUGGGGUUUAAACAUUUGAUGUUGGAACCAUAAAGCCUGCAUUUGGAGAUAUUUUUUUGUAAUCUCUUGUUUGUUUGGUUUUUUUUUUUUACUAUUUUUUCUGAUGGAUUUCAUGAGACAAUCGAUUCCCCAUGUGUGUCAGCGCAGCUUCACUUACUCUUGUCCGUGAAAUACCAGUUUUGGGAUGUGACUGAAGAUAAGCCGUCCAAUAUUAACAGAAACUCAGAGAUAGAAAUAAUCACCUGAGCUUCAUUUACCAACACAUCAUUUUGAACUUUUUUUUUGCUCACUGUGGUUUACACUGGCUAGGGUUAGAAAGCGACCGUGACAGCUCGCGUAACAUCUGCUUAUUGGCUAAAAUUCAGAGCAGUAAACCUCAGAGCAGCAGCAAAGAAAACCAUUACUCUAGGUCUUAGGUGUUCUCCCAGCUACCACCUGUAAGCCCUGGUGAUAAUAGCGGUCACCCUCAGUUUUAGUUUACUCACCCAUACAUCAGGCCCACUGUUUUGGCAUUGGUGCAAAUUUUGUGUUUUAAACAGUGUUUACAGUGCUGACCCUUCUUGUUAAAUUCAGCAGUUCUCUGUGGCAUGCUGAACAUCAGCUUCUGGUGAUCCAUUCCUACCACAUCAAAGCACACAGGGCUUUUAAAGAGUGACAGCUAGCAUAAAGAUCUGGGGAGUUUCCUGGCUGUGGAUCCAAAAUAGUAAUCUGAGGAUCUCCAUGCCACGUUAUCAUUUUGCCUUGUGGCCUGGUGCUCCAUCAUGCUGGAAAAUGCACAGAUUGGAAGCAGUAGAUCUUUGAGGAUGUUAUAGGCUGUCCUUAAAAAUCAAGUAUGUCUUUUGUUUUUUUAAUUAUUAUAAAUCCCAAUUCUUUUUAUUUUUGUAUUCAUCAUCCCCUUGCGUAUGCAAUGUCACUCUCUCUCUCUCUGUUUGUUUCAUGUGUCACGUUCAACAUUAAGUCACAUUCAACUAGGGCUGCAACGAUUCAUCGAUUAACUCGAUUAAAUCGAUUCUAAAAAAUUAUCGACACAAAUUUACUGUGUCGAUGCUUCGUUUAAACUCUGCAGCGCUCAGCUGUC
Molecule: messenger RNA, 3456 nt
Organism: Archocentrus centrarchus (flier cichlid)
Lineage: Eukaryota; Metazoa; Chordata; Actinopteri; Cichliformes; Cichlidae
Gene: grk6
Product: G protein-coupled receptor kinase 6
Exons: 16
Coding region: 181-1908 (575 amino acids)
Biological process (GO): regulation of signal transduction; signal transduction; protein phosphorylation
Cellular component (GO): cytoplasm
Molecular function (GO): G protein-coupled receptor kinase activity; ATP binding
Source: RefSeq, a predicted model, not a curated record